This is a messenger RNA of Leptopilina boulardi, 2668 nucleotides long. RefSeq names its product nose resistant to fluoxetine protein 6-like. Lineage: Eukaryota; Metazoa; Arthropoda; Insecta; Hymenoptera; Figitidae. Bases 429 to 2567 code for a protein of 712 amino acids. The transcript is spliced from 14 exons. Gene Ontology annotation, molecular function: acyltransferase activity, transferring groups other than amino-acyl groups. The record is from RefSeq and is a predicted model, not a curated record.
UUUUAAUUAAAAUAAGAAGAAGAAGAAUCGGAGGAUGAAAAGGGCGAACUAAAUUUUCAAAUGAUGAAUAAAUUUACAGAAAUUGAAAAAAAAUAUAAGAAGUGGUGCGAAGUUAUUAGUGACCUUCAAAUAAGAAUGUUCACAUGGACCUUUAUAAAAGUUUUCAAUGGAAUAAAGUUAGGUACCAGUUUUUCAAAACUCUUUAAUUCUAAGUGAAUUUUAAGGAGGGGAAAUUACGCAAAUAAUAAAAAUAAUCUUAUAUGUCCAUUAGUAGAGAUAGUGGGGCUGUCAGUAAGAGUUUACUCUUAAAUUCUAAUACGAAUUUUCUUGCAGUUCUCUUUCUAACACCACUCUAUCCGGAGGAAUCAGUGUCAAUGAUCGUUGUGUGUUGUUUUGUGUGAUAAAAUAAAUAAAAAAAGUCAAGAAAAAUGAUUGACAAGACAAUUUUAAAGACAUGGAUAAUAGCUUUACUUUUCUCACUAUCGGGAGGAUAUGAUAUCGACGAUAACGAUAGAAACAAGGAAGUUAUGAGUCGAACACUACCGGCUUAUGCAUUUGCUCAAAAUGCUAAUUUAUUGAAUGGAUCUGGUUGUGAAAAGAAUUUAAUCGAGUUUCGAGAAGCAAUUGACAACAGGAAAUUGUGGAGUUUAAGAAUGUUGGACUCAAGUGGAGAACCAAAGCCGGGAUUUAUUUAUGGAAAUAAUUAUUGGUUGGGAAUUCGAAGUCAAUGUUAUGAUUCAACAAAUAAAUCACCACUGAUACUCAGUGAAAGAAUAAAAUUAAAUAAUUCAUUGUAUCGUAAUGUAAAAGAAGAAUUUCCACCGUUUGAUGUUCAUUAUUUUGUUGCAUAUUUUUUGCACAAUAGUACAUUACAAUAUCACGUUAUUUUACCAAAUGAGAAUAUAAUCACACUUGGUUUGUGUUUGCCGGCCACUUGUAGCAUGAUGGAAAUUGGAUUAAUUUUGAAUAAAACGUUUCGGGAACGAACACUUUUUAUUGGUGAUCUGUAUAAAGCAGAUUUUAAAUUAGUAGAAAUUAAAGAUUUAACGGAAGAUAAAUUGUCGAUGAAUUUUAGAAGAAUUUUUAUUUUAAUCAUUUUCUCGUCUCUUUUAUUAAUAAUGCUUAUGGGGACAAUUUACGAUGUUCUAGUUUAUCAAAAAUAUUUUAAAAUGCAAAAAAAGUUUGUUCAAUUGGAAAAUGUCCCCAAUAAAAAUGAAAUGAAGGAAUGUAGCAAAUUUUUGGAAUCACCAAUAUUGAAAAAACAUUCUCAAAGUACUUGGGAAAAAGUGCUUAUGUGUUUUUCAAUUUAUACAAAUACAAAAAUUAUUUUCACAACGAAAUUAAAUUCCGAUUCAAUACCAGUGAUUCAUGGAUUAAGAUUUUUGGGAAUGGCGUGGAUAAUUAUGAUUCAUACUAUAUUCUAUAUGAGCGAUUAUGCUGAUAAUAAACCAAUGUCUUGGCGUAUAUCCGAAGGUUUUGUUGUACAAAUAAUUUCAAAUUCAACAUUAUCAGUUGAUACAUUUUUCUUUCUCAGUGGAUUUCUUGUCUCUUAUUUAUAUUUAAAUGAAAAAAAGAAAAAAAUCGAUAAAAAGCCAAUUGAGUAUAGUAAAAAAGUUAACGAAUUUUUUGGUGCUAUCCUCAAGAGAUUUCUCAGAUUGACACCAGCUUAUAUGAUGGUUGUUGGAAUUGUUGAAGUAAAUUCAGCCUGGUACGGUGAAGUUUCACAAUUUUACAUGUCCGAAAGACCACAAGAACUAUGUGCAAAAUAUUGGUGGAGAAAUAUUCUUUAUAUCAAUAAUCUUUUUGGUAGAGAUAAAAUGUGUAUGUCUUGGAGUUGGUACUUAUCGAACGAUAUGCAAUUUUUCAUAAUUGGAACGUUCCUUUUAAUUUUGUCCUCCGUAUGCUUCUAUUUAGCUUCGACCAUAUUGAUUUCAUUAAUGAUCGGAUCAAUUGGAAUAACCGGUUAUAUUUCAUAUAUUUACGGAUAUGUUCCAACAUUAGAUGCUCAAUAUCACAUGCUUAAUGUUUUAUAUGAUCCACCUUGGACAAGAAUAGGACCAUAUAUCGUGGGAAUGAUCACUGCUUAUAUUUUGAUAAAGCUGAAUAAUAAAUUACCUUUAAAAACAAGAACUGUUGCCCUUUGUUGGAUGCUAGGAAGUUCUUGUAAUCUCUUUGUACUUUUUGGAAUUUGGAAAAGAUAUAUUUCCAUAUUGUCGGCGGCAUUUUAUGUUGGACUCAGUAGAACAAUAUGGGCUGUUGGUCUUUCUUGGUUGCUCAUCGCUUGUUGUACACGUCAUGGAGGAAUUGUCAACAAAAUUCUUUCCUUUAGAGGAUGGAUUCCAUUAAGUAGGCUCACAUAUUGUGCCUAUUUAUUAAAUCCUUUUUUAAUUAAUUCUAUUUUCCUUCAUAGUGAAUCUUCUCAACAUGUUGAAUUUUUACCUAAUACUACCACAUUUAUGGGAAUAUUUGCAAUAACUUAUAUUUGUUCUUAUGUUCUCACUUUAAUGCUUGAGACUCCAAAUAUUUUGCUCAUGAGAUUAUUAACAAGUCCUUCCAGAAAAAAUUGAUAAUAAAAUUUGUUUUAUUAGUUUUUAAAAUUAAAAAAAAAUAUUAAAUAUAAUUUGUAAAUAGUAAUGAAUAAAUAGUUGAUAUUUUUAUAUAAAUUUAA